Molecule: messenger RNA, 423 nt
Organism: Lodderomyces pseudojiufengensis
Lineage: Eukaryota; Fungi; Ascomycota; Pichiomycetes; Serinales; Debaryomycetaceae
Exons: 1
Coding region: 1-423 (140 amino acids)
Source: RefSeq, a predicted model, not a curated record
AUGACAUUGACCAAGUAUCAGAGGGGAGAUCCAAUGGAGGGAUGGAACGACUGCCCCACACCAAUGAUGAUAAGAUCACAAAACUCCUCGCAAAGUUCAAUACCAACCACCAAAUCAACUACAAAGAUACGACAAGAUUGUGAUAAAGAGGAUGUAUUAAAGAAACUAGAGAAAAUUUUUAAUUUAGAGAUAAAUUUACCUGAGAAAGAAAAAUCUCAUUAUGAAACAAAAUUGAAAAAUACCGUUUCUGAUAUGAGUCAGAGAGAUUUAGGCUUCAUCAACAAUGUUUGCGAAGAAAUUUUGAGUUCACUGCCAAAUUUGAAGAAUUUAAAGUCUGAAGUGGUAGACCACAUGAUGAAUAAUGAUGGAGUGAGUACUUGGUGCUCUCCGCUUAAGAAAAUUGUCUCCAGUAUAAAAAUAUGA